AUGGGUUGCGUCUGUUGCAGCGGCCUUGAAGGGCUGUACGAGCCCCAUCCGGACAAGACUACCCCUCAGGGUCUUUGUGUUAUUGCCCUCUGUGGUCUAGGGGCGCUCUACACUCUCAAGUGUCCGGAAGAGGUCAAGCAGGCGGUUCGGAACGCUCUGGGGAGAAAGCAUCUGAAGAGUGAUGGGCCGUCCAUUAAAGCUAAGGGCCUGUACAAGUUCAAGCUGGGGGGCUGGCUGUGGAUGGCUAAUGGGGUAAAGACUGUGGAGGUCCGCAGGGUGGUAUUGAGCUUCAUAGAAGAGUUGGAAAAAGUUCGCUGGGAGAUCGUUGAGAGCGUGGACAUGUCCAGAUCCGGGUACCUCCAAAUGUUAAUUUUGAGGCGCAGUGACGAUGAUUUCGAGAGGGGUCGCCGCAAGAACUUCCUGGUUGGCCUACAUGGUAGUGACGAUCUCCGUUUUAUAUGUGAUGAUGAGCCUACCCGAGUGCAUGCGAUUACUGAAGCUGCUCGGCUCGGUAUUGAAUCGUCUUGGAAGAUUUCCAGAGAAAGCGAGUAUGGCGGAGCUCAUCAGUUUGUGUUGAAUAAACGACCUUUCGGAACGCUGGGCGCGAACGGCGAGGAUUCUGUCAAGAUCAGGAGGAUGCUGGUGGCGAUGUGCGCUCAGAUAGAGAAGGCUACGGGCUAUCGCUUGGCGAAGUCGUUAAACUUAUCGGCAGGCCAGGCAAGCAAGUCCAGUAUGGUCUUUCGGUAUUAUGAGGACUCGAGGGAUUGCGGUGAAGUUACCUACGUUGGUCUCAGCCUGAAUGACAUAGAUGAUGUGCGGUUGAUAAGCCCACCAUGGGACUCUCUGGACGAGACUAUAAAAGAUACCCUCCGCAAGGCGAUUGUGGAAGCCUGGCCCAAGGGCAUCCAGAAAGAGAGGAUGUACGGCGAGGCUUAUGAAUGGAAACUGUCUGGGCGGCCCUGGGAUGCAUAUGGCACUGAUACUGUCGAUUCGAGAAUCUUGGUUGGGAGAAUGUUGAAGGGGAUGUGGUCGCUGGGAUUCGAACUCCUGCCUAAAAUUGACUGCAGUGGUAAGCUAGCCGAUAUGUCCUUAAUGGUAUUCAGAAGGCCUCGACAAGGCAAUGUUCCUCUGCCUCCUAACGAGCCCGUGCUGGGGGUCUCUCUACAUGAUACUGACGAUAUCAGGAUAACGUGCACGGACGAGACGGUGGUAGAUAACCUCGAGGGGUUUGUGCGGAAUGCUAUGAUGAGACCGGCUCUAUCUGCUGACCCUGUCAAGCGUUUCGGUCGCUACGGCCGAUCCUUGCAGAUGAAGUUGAAUGGCUGCCCCUUCCAUACGUGCACUAAUUCCCAUAAUGCUCUCUACUGUGGUACUGUCCUAUUGGCUUUAGUUGAUCUUCUGUAUCAGCAAGGAUGGGUCUUGAGGACAGCGCCUGACGUAUCUAGGAAGUACUAUGCUGAUGAUAAGAAGCAGUAUAAGCUUGAUACUGCUACCAUGUAUUUCACGAAAGCUCGUACCUAG
This is a messenger RNA of Perkinsus marinus ATCC 50983, 1521 nucleotides long. RefSeq lists its product as hypothetical. The coding region runs from base 1 to 1521 and encodes 506 amino acids. The record is from RefSeq and is a predicted model, not a curated record. Lineage: Eukaryota; Perkinsozoa; Perkinsida; Perkinsidae. The transcript has a single exon.